AUGCAGAUCUUUGUUAAGACGCUCACGGGCAAGACCAUCACCCUCGAGGUCGAGUCGUCCGAUACGAUCGACACGGUUAAGAACAAAAUUCAGGAUAAGGAAGGCAUUCCUCCUGACCAACAACGCUUGAUCUUCGCCGGGAAGCAGCUCGAAGAUGGCCGCACCCUAUCCGAUUACAACAUCCAGAAGGAGUCGACGCUCCAUCUUGUCCUGCGUCUCCGUGGUGGAAUGCAGAUCUUCGUGAAGACGUUGACUGGAAAGACCAUCACUCUCGAGGUUGAAUCUUCCGACACCAUUGACACGGUCAAAAAUAAGAUUCAGGACAAGGAAGGUAUUCCUCCCGACCAGCAGCGCCUCAUCUUCGCCGGGAAGCAGCUUGAGGAUGGCCGUACCCUUUCUGACUACAACAUUCAGAAGGAAUCUACUCUCCACCUUGUUCUUCGUCUUCGUGGUGGUAUGCAGAUCUUCGUCAAGACGUUGACAGGCAAGACCAUCACCCUCGAGGUCGAAUCUUCGGAUACAAUCGACACGGUCAAAAAUAAGAUUCAGGAUAAGGAGGGCAUUCCUCCCGAUCAGCAACGAUUGAUCUUCGCCGGCAAGCAGCUCGAAGAUGGACGAACCCUGUCGGAUUACAACAUUCAGAAGGAGUCAACGUUGCACUUGGUUCUUCGUCUCCGUGGCGGUAUGCAGAUCUUCGUGAAGACUUUGACUGGGAAGACGAUCACGCUUGAGGUGGAAUCUUCCGACACCAUCGACACGGUCAAAAAUAAGAUUCAGGAUAAGGAAGGUAUUCCUCCUGACCAGCAGCGUUUGAUCUUCGCUGGUAAGCAACUCGAGGAUGGUCGUACUCUAUCAGAUUACAACAUCCAGAAGGAGUCGACUCUUCACCUUGGUGAGUUGGGUCUUGCUCACAUCACUGCCAACGGUGCUAAUAUUCUUGACAGUGCUGCGCUUACGCGGGGGUAA
Fomitiporia mediterranea MF3/22 is the source of this 966-nucleotide messenger RNA. RefSeq names its product polyubiquitin. The transcript has 2 exons. Gene Ontology annotation, molecular function: protein tag activity; ubiquitin protein ligase binding. The record is from RefSeq and is a predicted model, not a curated record. Gene Ontology annotation, cellular component: cytoplasm; nucleus. The coding region runs from base 1 to 966 and encodes 321 amino acids. NCBI's taxonomy places the organism in Eukaryota, Fungi, Basidiomycota, Agaricomycetes, Hymenochaetales, Hymenochaetaceae. Gene Ontology annotation, biological process: protein ubiquitination; modification-dependent protein catabolic process.